AUGACAACCCAAACCCCCCAAAAACAAGAAUUCCGCAUCCGCGAUUUAGGAACUCGCAGCGUCCUACUCUUCCCCACCCGCGCCCAAAUAAUCCGCGACAUAAAAGACAUCACCAUCCAUCCCGGCGCAAACCAGAUAAUCAUCGACGGCCUGGCUCCAACAAUAGACGAGCACUCUGUUAAAGUCGAAGGCUCGGGUGCGGCAACCAUUACAGAUGUUUCGGUGAACCUUCUUCCUAACCGGGAGCUUUAUGAGGAUGUCUACCCCUCUGAUGGAGAGGAUGAGGAUGAGGAGGAAAGUAAGAGUGAGAGCGGGCCUAAAGGUGUGAAGAGUAUUGAAGAUAGUAUUAGGGGGUUGGGUGUUAGGUUGCUUGCGGAGAGCGAGAAGAUCAAUUCAGCGGUUUUUCGAUUGAAAGUUAUUGAUACGUAUGUAACUGUGACGGCGUCCUCUAGCGAGAAGACAACGGUUGAUAUGGUGAAGCUUGUUAAUGAAUAUGGGCAAGAACGACAGAAGGUCUAUCAUGAUCACGAGGCUGGUACAUUGGCCGCAGAGAGUAUCCGAUCCCAAAUACGGGCUGCCGAGGAGGAGAAAGCGAAAUUGGUGAAGAGCUGGACGAAAUCCACUGAGAAGAAAGAGAAGGAGAGGGCGAAACUAACAGAAAAGAGAUUCCGUGAUAGAGCGGAGAGGAGGAAGGAGAAGCAACGUGUUAGGAAUGAACGUUUGAGUUUCUGGGCAAAGAAUGUUUAUAGGGUGACUAUCAAUCUUGAGCCUGCAAGUGAUACACCAUCCUCCUCAAGAAGAAGUUCAACAAGCGAGAUUGUCACCCCAAGCCAUACCAACCUUGUAACAUCAACCUUCCACGAAACGACAGAAAAGCCUUUACCAAAAGACAAAAUCAACCUCUCCAUUUCUUACAUCACCUACUCUGCAUCCUGGUCCCCUCGCUACGACCUAAGUCUCAACACAGUGAAAUGCACCGGCCUCCUCGAAUACGGAGCCGAACUGCGAAACACUACAUCAGAGACCUGGAAAGAUGCAAAAUUCAUCCUCUCCACUUCACAAACGACAUUCUCAGGUCUGUCUGAAGAUAUCCCAACAUUGGAACCCUGGCAAGUAUGUCUGCAAAAAGGGGCUGGGAAAGACGGCGGACUCAUGAGUACCAACGAAGUUAUAGCCAAGAGAGAUGAAUGGAAUAAAACUGUCUUCAAUACCAAUGAGAAACCGCGCUGGGUGGAUUUUGGUGCGAGUGAGAGCGAUACGACACUUGCUCGAUAUCAGGAAACCCAGCAAGGUCACAUACUUGCUCAACAACGGCACAGAGAGAAACUUAUGCAGGAUUUCCAUGCCGGGCAAAAAGAGGCGUCGGCGGACACGAAAAAAAAUACAGCUUUUUCAUCAUUCGGUGCACCCGCAGCUGCUCCCGUAGCAAAUCCAUUGUUUGGUGCAGCACUAGCACAGUCAUCUCAAGGACGAGCCUCUGGGACAUCACUAUUUGGAAGCGCCAGAGCGACAGCAGAUCUCGCUCCUGAAAGUGCCAAAAUAGGUGCUCUAUCCGGUUUCGGUUCAACAGGUCCAGCAGGUAGUAGCCCAUUCGGAGCCGUCAUAAACGCAACCGCAACAAAUCCGUUUGGCAAAGCAACCUCACAGUCUUUUGGCGGAAACUCUGUAUCGUCACUAUUUGGAAAUAUGGCCACGAAGCCAGCAGGCGUCGCAGCAAAAAGACCAGCUCCAGAAGAAGAAGUACUAAAUGACUUCGAUUUCGACAGCUUCACCGGACCCGUCGACUUCAACUUCGACGGCUCCAUGGAGCCCGUCCCCCAAGAUUCACUAAACUUCGAGGCAGGAACCUGGGAAGAAACAGGCCUGACAACAACCUACGACCUACCCUCCACCAAGACGCUCUCUCCCUCUCCCACGGCAAGUAAGCAUAAAAUUGCCAAGAGCCCCUUUUCCGACAUCCACUUCUCGCACAUUCUAUUCCCCAAACUACGGGCUGUAGCAUUCCUGAAAGCACAUCUGCGGAACACAUCAAAAAUUACCCUGCUCAAGGGUCCUCUUGGUUUAAGUCUGGAUAACUCAUUCUUGGGACAAACCACGUUCCCGCGGUGCUCAGCGGGCGAGAGUUUCUCCUUGCCAUUGGGAGUAGAUCCUACGCUACUGGUGAGUUAUGGGAAGCCUGUUGUGCGACGGAGUCAGAGUGGGAUAUUCAGCAAGGAGGAUAGUAAUCUGUUUACACGUACAAUAACAAUUCAGAACACGAAACAUAACAGUAUGCCCGUGGAUGUCACGGUCCUGGAUCAGAUCCCUGUAUCUGAGGAUGAGCGGUUGAAGAUCGAGGUUGUGAAUCCGGCUGGUUUGAAGGUUGGUGGUGCGGCGGUGAAGACGGGUGUUGAUGCUUUGGUGAACGGUUCCCGGCUUGGUUCGACUGGUGGGGAACGAAGUGGUACUGCUGCCUAUGAGAGAGAAAGAUAUGGCGGUGCUGGUGCGAAGGAGAAAGAGAAAUGGGGAACCGCCCUCGCGACAGCAAAGAAACUUGGUGAGAUAUCUUGGAGCGUGAUGUUAAACCCGGGACAAGGAGUGAAACUAGUAUUGGAAUAUGAGGCGACGUUCCCGGCGGGGGAAGGAGUUGUUGGUCGCUAA
Molecule: messenger RNA, 2640 nt
Organism: Hymenoscyphus albidus
Lineage: Eukaryota; Fungi; Ascomycota; Leotiomycetes; Helotiales; Helotiaceae
Source: the annotation of a GenBank genome assembly